Micropterus salmoides (largemouth bass) is the source of this 1598-nucleotide messenger RNA. Its product is annotated as glycerophosphodiester phosphodiesterase 1-like. Gene Ontology annotation, molecular function: phosphoric diester hydrolase activity. The coding region runs from base 221 to 1216 and encodes 331 amino acids. NCBI's taxonomy places the organism in Eukaryota, Metazoa, Chordata, Actinopteri, Centrarchiformes, Centrarchidae. The record is from RefSeq and is a predicted model, not a curated record. Gene Ontology annotation, biological process: lipid metabolic process. The transcript has 6 exons.
AUUGACUACAGCAGGUAUUUAGCUCUACUCUGUCCUCCGUCCAUCCCCUGCACAAUCACGAAAUGAAAUGCUGAUUCCCGGUCAUCCGUAUGUGUGACCCUCCACCAUGUAGUCACCUGAGUGCCGACAGCAGAGCUUCAUCCAUGCCAUCUUUCUAAGCAGCUUUCAUCUUCAGGUCCGAUCGUGACAUAGAUAGCCUACAUCCCGUCCUCCGUCCAUCAUGCUGCAGAUCGGAGAUGAGGCGGUGUAUUUCUCGGCGGUGUUUUUACUGGUGAUGUUGGGGACGAGGAGCGCCACGGGGGCCUCCCUCCUCACCGCAUUCCUCUACGUCUUCAUGGUGAUGUUCCGCUUUGCUCCGGUGCCUGUGGAGCAGGCCGGACGCGUCCUCCGGCCCAGGGCUCCAUCAGGUGGCGUCCCGGUGGUGGCGCACCGCGCGGGGAGCCACGAUGCACCGGAGAACACCUUGGCAGCGAUCAGAGAGGCCAGUAAGAACGGGGCAACUGGAGUGGAACUGGACCUGAGUUUCACAGCCGAUGGCAUGCCUGUACUGAUGCACGAUGAGACUGUGGACCGCACCACCAACGGCUCUGGAUCAGUUAGCAAACUACAUUUUGUCCAACUUAAGAGACUAGAUGCUGCUGCUAAACACAGGCUGAAGGACAAGUUCAGUGGAGAGAAGGUCCCCACUCUGCAGGAGGCUGUGCGGGAAUGCAUGAGACACCAGCUCACUAUCUUCUUUGAUGUCAAAGGUCAACCUGAUAAGGCUGCAUCAGUGCUUCGUGAGAUGUAUAAGAAGUUCCCUGUGCUUUACAAUUCCAGCAUUGUUUCCUCCUUUGAACCCAAAGUCAUCUACAAGAUGCGUCAGACUGACCCCAAAGUUGUCACGGCUCUCAUCCACCGGCCCUGGAGACUGAGCCGCCUUGGCGAUGGCACUCCUCGCACUCUCUCCACAUGGGGUCAGAUGUGGACGGGGGUUCUGGACGUCUUGCUGGACUGGGCCCACCACCACAUACUCUGGAAACUCUGUGGCGUCUCUGCUAUCCUUGUGCAGAAGGACUUCAUCUCAUUGGACUAUGUUCAGUACUGGACAGAGCGAGGUGUGGAGGUGGUGGGCUGGACUGUUAAUACAGCUGUGGAGAAAGACUACUACCAAAACCUGCUGAAGAUUGGCUACAUCACUGACAGUCUGCUGGAAGACUGUGAUCCGCAUUACUGAAUGAUCACACACACACAGUGGUUAGAGAUAGACAGGGUAAGGUGUGACCUUGUAAAAGCAAACAUUUUACAGCUUCUUAAUGAACAAAGUAGAAACUCUUUGGUGCGACAGAAGAUGACAUAAUUACUAUCAUUACAACAAUCCCCAGUUUCCUGUGCUUUCUAAGAAUGUAAAAUACUGAAAUAUGUGGAAAUAUAGUUAUUUAUUUAUAAGGUGGAAGGAAGGUAGAAAUUUGGUGCUAACUAGCUCUGUAGUGGCAAUUGAACAACCCAAGCUUUACAGAACUGAUUUACUGUAGAGGUAAGAAGACAUCAUUACCUGUAGCUGGCAUACGGGUAAGUUCCCUUUAAAUCUACAGACAGAUUAAACCAUGAAGACUUAA